AUUUUGUCCGUUAGCAUAGAGCAAUCCGAAAUCGAACGUGGGCGCGCCGGUGGAUUUCCUCCGAAAAGGUGGGAAGAACACCACCUGGGGCGAAUGUCCCCUUUUCCAUUGAUGACACAGUUUUUCACGUCCGCUAACGACGAAAGCCACCCGACGCACGACCAGUCUGCCACCUCCGCUUAGAGCCGCCAUCCUCUGCAGACUUUGCCUUUCUACUACCUUCUUUCGAACCGGACCGCCGCAUGUGUCGCCGCCGCUGCGUGUCCGAGAGCCCCACUCUCCAGCCCCAACCGAGCGUCAAACGACAAGUCUAACCUACAAAACAGCAGGAUGCCACUUCACAAGCUGCUCACGCGGCUCAAUUUUGCCGUUCGUGGGCUUGAACGAGCCGUGGAAGUCGUUUUUGGAAGAUAUCCUCCCGCAGGUAACGGAAUUUAGCGAUUACAUAAUCGAGUUUAGCACGACUCGAACACAUAACCUCACUCUUGUGUUUUCGAAAACCGAACCUCAAAAACGCACAAAAACGUUGAAGCAAAACACUGCCGAUAAAAUCAUAAUUGAAAGUGUAGUUUUUCAUAAUUAGACAUUGAUGGAUUGAACGAUAAAUAAUAGUAAAGUAAAAGUAUUCUGCUAUCAUUUUAUGGCUCUUUGAGAAGACUGGAACCUACUCAAAAUUUCAGUCACAAAUCCAGCUUCAUUGGAUGUCUAGAUUCUAGAAAAUACCCUGUAAGCUUCGUAUUUCGAGAAUCCUUUAUAUCAAUUUGCUAGAUGGUUAUUUUUUCACUUCAUUUGUAGAUAAAUAAAUUUUGAGGUUAUAUCUAUAUCAAAGGUUUUUAGUCAGUUCCAAGAGAAAAAUGCAAAACAUGCUGCUUCAUAGAAUGGUCACACGUGUGAGUUCGGUCGUUUACAGGGUUAUAGAUGCUGUGGAGCUUUCUUUGGGAAGGUGCAAUCCACCAGAAGCUUUUGCCCUGGUGGGAGUACAACCACAAACAAAAUCAAGUCCAAGCUUUGGAUUGAACACCAUAAAGGAUAUUAUAGGAGAUGGGUUCCUAUUUGCAGUACCAAAACACAGAAGGACAUUAGAAAGAAGACAUAAGAGAAAAUAUGGCCACCCUGACUAUGUUUUAAAGAUCCUUCUACCCAGGAAAGACCUUAAAGUCUGCAACGUUUGUGGAGAUGACUAUGAGGCUGGAGUUCUGUGUCCUACUUGUUACAAAAAAGUGAUAGACGAGACCAAAGAAAUGCAAGAUGCCAUCCAAAAUGAAUUGAAGUUAGACCCAGUAGAGAAAGAAGUAGUUGUUUUGUAUAAUGGAGAGAAAAAUGAUAAACCUCAAGAGUUUUUCGAUGGCAAAAGAAUUGUUGAAGUGAACAAACCUAGACCUGCUUGGUUCAGCAAGAAUUUGCUGCAGCAGACCACUCAGAAGGAAGCUGAAACUGCAAAUGUUAAGCCAACUGAUCUUGGUUGAAAUGAUACCCUUUAUUUAGAUUUAAGAUUAUAAUUGAAUAAACAUAUGAAAAAAAAAAUGUUUGUCUUGAUG
This is a messenger RNA of Acanthoscelides obtectus, 1538 nucleotides long. The record is from the annotation of a GenBank genome assembly. NCBI's taxonomy places the organism in Eukaryota, Metazoa, Arthropoda, Insecta, Coleoptera, Chrysomelidae.